AGAACUCCCGCGAUCCGCUGUCCUGUUCUUCCGCCCCCUCUUCCCAUACCAAUCAUGUCCAACUUCGGCUUUGCCACUCGCGCUGUCCACGCCGGCCAGGAGGCCGACGGUGUCACCGGUGCCGUGAUCCCCUCUAUCUCCGUGUCCACCACCUUCAAGCAGAACGCCCCGGGCGAGCCGAUCGGCCCGUACGACUAUUCCCGCUCCGGCAACCCCACUCGCAUUGCCUUCGAGCAGGCUGUCGCCUCGCUCGAGGGCGCCAAGCACGGCCUGGCCUUCUCCUCCGGCUCUGCGGCCAUCGCCACCAUCGUCAACAUGUUCUCCCCCGGUGACCACCUCAUCUCCGUGAACGACGUGUACGGCGGCACCAACCGCUACUUCACUCGCGUUGCCAAGCCCCACGGCAUCGAGACCACCUUCGUCGACAUCACCGAGGCCUCGGCUCUGCCCGCCUCGGUCCGCCCCAACACCAAGGUCGUCUGGAUUGAGACUCCCACCAACCCGACCCUGCGUGUGAUCGACAUCGCCGCCGUGGCGGCCCUCGUCCGCGAGCAUGCCCCCCAGGCCAUCCUCGUCAUCGACAACACCUUCCUGUCGCCCUACUUCCAGAACCCGCUGAAGCUCGGUGCCGACAUCGUCCUGCACUCGGUCACCAAGUACCUGAACGGCCAUUCGGACGCCGUCAUGGGCGCCCUGGCCAUGAACGACGAUGCCCUCUUCCAGAAGCUCAAGUUCCUGCAGAACGCCAUCGGUGCCGUCCCCUCGGCCUUCGAUUGCUUCCUGGCCAACCGCGGCCUGAAGACCCUGCACGUGCGCAUGGAGCAGCACCAGAAGAACGCCAUCGCCGUGGCCAACUUCCUGGCCGCCUCGCCCCUGGUCGAUGAGGUCAUCUACCCGGGUCUCGCCUCGCACCCGCAGCACGAGAUCGCCGCUCGCCAGCAGUCCGGCUUCGGUGGCAUGGUCAGCUUCCGCAUCAAGGGCGACCUGGCCACCGCCACUCGCUUCUUCCAGCACACUCGCAUCUUCGCCCUGGCCGAGUCUCUUGGUGGUGUCGAGUCCCUCGCCGAGCUGCCCUCCGUCAUGACCCACGCUGCCCUGACCCCGGAGGAGCGCGCCACCCUCGGCAUCACCGACACCCUCAUCCGCCUGUCUUGCGGCAUUGAGGAUGCCGUGGACCUGGUUGAGGACCUGCGCCACGCUCUCGAGGCUGCCCAGCAGGCUUAAGGGCAUGGGCUUUCCCUUUCCUCCCCCCUCCCCCUCCUCCUCCAUUACACCCUUUCCCUUUCCCUGUGUA
Fonticula alba is the source of this 1294-nucleotide messenger RNA. Its product is annotated as cystathionine gamma-lyase. Gene Ontology annotation, molecular function: cystathionine gamma-lyase activity; pyridoxal phosphate binding. Lineage: Eukaryota; Rotosphaerida; Fonticulaceae. Bases 55 to 1224 code for a protein of 389 amino acids. Gene Ontology annotation, biological process: transsulfuration. The record is from RefSeq and is a predicted model, not a curated record. Gene Ontology annotation, cellular component: cytoplasm. The transcript has 3 exons.